Pogona vitticeps (central bearded dragon) is the source of this 3614-nucleotide messenger RNA. RefSeq names its product nuclear receptor subfamily 1 group D member 2 (gene NR1D2). The record is from RefSeq and is a predicted model, not a curated record. Lineage: Eukaryota; Metazoa; Chordata; Lepidosauria; Squamata; Agamidae. Gene Ontology annotation, biological process: positive regulation of transcription by RNA polymerase II; hormone-mediated signaling pathway; cell differentiation. Gene Ontology annotation, molecular function: nuclear receptor activity; RNA polymerase II cis-regulatory region sequence-specific DNA binding; zinc ion binding.
AGGAGGAGGGGGAAGGAGCAGCAAGCAGCACCAGCCGACGCCGCAGGAGCCUCGACGGGCGCCAACUCAGCAAGAAACUUCCCUAGGAAGGCGCGGCGACCGUGCUGCUGCUGCUGGUGCUGCUUCGCCUCCUCCCGCCUCGCACACACGCGGCACAUCCACGCACAGGGCAGGCAGGCAAGCCAGCAGGCGGCCGGCCGGCCGGUAGGCAGGCGUCCCUCCCUUGAGCUUCGCUGCCGCAGUCUCUCUUUCCACACACACACACACACACGGAGGCAGGAGGCGCGGGAAGGGUUGUGGGGGGGGGGGAGAGACCCAGGAGGAGGCGCCCCAGCAGCCCUUGGAAGCCUGACAAGGAGAGCCGCCGGGAGCAGUUUAUUGAGGUCGCCCGGGAAGUCUUUCCACGGGGGCCAGCCGCAGACUCUCUCUCUCUUCCUUCCUCCCUCAAAGCCGUUCCCCCUCCGCUUCGCAACCCCCCCGGUCCCUCUUUGGACUGAAUCACAGCCUUUUGGGGAAGGGAAGGGCGGAAGCCAUGGAACUCAGCGCAGGUGGUGUGAUUGCUUACAUCAGCUCUUCAAGUUCAGCAUCAAGCCCUGCUUCAUGCCACAGUGAUGGCUCAGACAACAGCUUCCAGUCCUCCUCAUCACCUGUUCCACCAUCACCAAAUAGUUCCUCUUCAGAGGGCAGCUGUAACAGUAAGAGCCAAGAAAACUCUGAUGGAGUGCUGAAGAGUGGCCAGUCAGAUGAUUGUGUUAAAGCAAACCACUCAAGUGUAACUGGAUUGACCAAAGGUCACAGUGGACUUACUAAAUUUAAUGGCAUGGUCCUGCUGUGUAAAGUUUGUGGAGAUGUUGCUUCAGGAUUCCACUAUGGAGUCCACGCCUGUGAAGGCUGCAAGGGUUUUUUCAGAAGAAGCAUUCAGCAAAAUAUCCAAUACAAAAAGUGCCUGAAGAAUAACAAUUGUUCUAUAAUGAGAAUGAAUAGAAACAGGUGCCAGCAGUGCCGAUUCAAAAAAUGUUUGUCUGUUGGGAUGUCAAGAGAUGCUGUUCGAUUUGGCCGGAUUCCUAAACGGGAGAAGCAGAGGAUGCUGAUUGAAAUGCAAAGUGCCAUGAAAACUAUGAUGAAUACUCAAUUCAAUGACCACUCGCCCAGUGAAGCAUUAAAAGAUAAACAAGAACCACUGCUUCUACUGCCUCAGGAAGAGCUGAACAAAUUGGAACAAGAGCAAGAAAAUACCAAUGGCUCCUCUUCCCUCUCCCUUCUUCCUCCUCCUCCUCCACCACCACCUCCUCCAUCAUCCUCUGACAUUGCUAAGGAAGAAGUGAUUGGUAUGGUGACCAGAGCCCACAAAGAUACCUUUAUGUACAACCAGGAAGAACCAAAAAAUCCUUCCACUGUUGUGCAGCCCCAAAAUGGGGAGAGAAUUCUCAACUACACCAAGCAAUAUAAUUCUCGUGGUGAGCCUGAUAAUGUUGACAUGAGCAGCACCCAUCACGAUGGGAAUGAGCAACAUUUCAAUGGUCAAUAUAAAGGGCGAAUACAAAGUACACAUUAUCCAAAUGGGCAUAACCUUUGCUUCACAAGCAGCAGUUCUAUGAACUUUACUAAUGGCUUCGCCUUUAAAGGUUGCAACAGGAUGCCCGAAAAUGGCUUUCCUCCAAAUGAAUCUAUGAAUACCUAUUCCUGCAGCACUGGAGGCAGAAUGCAUCUGGUUUGUCCAAUGAACAACACACCGUUUGUGGAUCCAAAUAAAUCUGGUCAUGAAGUCUGGGAAGAAUUUUCCAUGAGCUUCACCCCUGCCGUGAAGGAAGUGGUAGAGUUUGCCAAGCGUGUUCCUGGCUUCCGAGACCUUUCUCAGCAUGACCAAGUCAAUCUUCUAAAGGCUGGGGCCUUUGAGGUUUUAAUGGUACGGUUUGCUUCUUUAUUUGAUGCAAAAGAUCGUACUGUCACCUUUCUUAGUGGAAAGAAGUACAGUCUCAAUGAUCUACGUUCAAUGGGAGCUGGUGAUCUGCUUAAUUCCAUGUUUGAGUUUAGUGAGAAGCUAAAUGCCCUGAACCUUAGUGAUGAAGAAAUGAGCUUGUUUACUGCAGUGGUGCUUGUGUCAGCUGAACGAUCAGGAAUAGAAAAUGUCAACUCUGUGGAGGCACUGCAAGAAACGUUAAUUCGUGCACUCAGGACCUUAAUCACAAAAAAUCAUCCAAAUGAAGCCUCUACUUUUACAAAAUUACUUUUAAAACUGCCUGACUUGCGUUCGUUAAAUAACAUGCACUCUGAGGAACUUUUAGCCUUUAAAGUACACCCAUAGGUUUUUACCUCUUAUUUAUAUAAUGGGACUUACUUAAUGUUAAUUAACUGUGUGUAUUUUGUGCUAAGAUGUUUAUUUAUGUUUGUACUUACGUUUUGUGGAGAAGAACUUGCUGCCUGUGUAAUGGGUAAAUGUUUUUUGUCAUGCAAUAAUGGUUCGGGUUCAGCAUUUUUCUGCCAGUGAGAACGUGACCACAGAUUUCUUUAUGAUUGUCCCACACAGCCCCAUUUGCACUAGAGCCGGAGAAGUUAUCUUAAACCAUAUGGAUACUGACUGUUAAGUACUGCACCUCUGCAACAAAAACCAUUAUAUUUCUCUGUUAUAAAAAAAAAUGCACCAUGGCUGUGUGGAAAACAGAUCUUCAGGUAAAUGACACUGUGGUGACUGAAGAGAUUGAAUUAACCUGUCCCCCUUUUGAGCAUCUUUAGAUAAGAAGAACUGCAAUUCUGCUCAUGGCUUCACUAUUCUUAAUUGAAGAAAUUCCGUGGGAUGUCUUCAUGUAUAUCAGUUUGGUAGCACACGUUCAUAUGCUGUGUGUAUAUGUAUAAAAUGAACAGAGAUGUUGGGUGUGGCAUGACUUUCUAAAAUGUAUUGUGUGUGUACAUACUUGUGUGUAUAUAUAAAUAGUUCAGAUAAACAACAUUUAUAGAACUUCUUCACAAUAUUUUCAACUGUGAAGAAGGUAACAUAAAAAGUGACCCAUGACAACAACCAGAGGAUGCAUUUUCUUGUUUAUUCUGAACCAAAUGUCUUGAAGAUUUGGAAUGUUUGGAGAACUCUGGAUUAACAGAAGGUGUUGAAUGUGUUAAUUUAAGCAGUACUACAGCAUCAGUAGUGAAAUAGCAGGCCUGCCAAAUCAAAACAAUUAAGGAAAAAAAGAUACUAGACUAGUAUGAUUUCUUUUUUAAAAGUCUGCACCUAAAACUGUUAUGUGCUAAUAGGCAUUUAAAUGCUCCUGAUCAUUUCGUUUAGACUGAAAGAAAACUGUAGUUCUCUCAGACAAUUUUGGAGAAUUUGACGAUUCCACAUUAAUACCUUCAGUGUAUAUUUAUGUGUGUUUGUGAAUCAUAAUUUACUCUACACCUAUUGCUUUAAUGCUACAUGAAAUUGUGAAACAAAAUUCUGAGACACAGUGAAUGUCUCUUAACAUUUGUUUAAGGGAUGGGAUUGACUCCAAAUGAGUUUUGUUAAAUCUAUACAGCAUUCUUAAAUUCUUUUUCUGUGCACAGGAAAGGUCACUAGUUUGGCUGGUGUCAGUUCUAUUUUUUAUAUAUUUGAUGCUCUUUUGAAAAUACAAGUUAUAAAUUUG